AAUCUAUCGGCAUCACUGGUAACAGUUGUGGUUGGGGGCGGAAUUGAAUUUAUUUUUCCAAACAAAGUAAACACGGGAGCACGUCGCCAGCUCUCUCUGUCCAACCGCUUUUGUGCCAGUAGCACCUCUGUUAAAAGUCGAGUCAAUCGUCAAAAAUCGAAACGCACCCACGAUGGCUGCCCACUUCUUUCGCACGGCAUUUUACGCAACGGCGGGGAGAAAAUCGAUGAGCCUACCCUUCGCCGCCGGCCGGACAGCCGCAACUCUGGCCGUGGGCCUGUCCUUUGGUGCACAAAAUAGCCGGGGCACCGUACCGUACGAGAAUGUCUACGCCGAUAGCUUCUUCGGUGGCUGCCAGACCCAGGGACUGCUCCAGCGCCCGCUGGCGGAGUAUCGGGAGAUCCAGCGCCCCCUGGUCCGGAACUUUGCUAGCCUGCAAGCCAACCGUCCGCAGGAGCAGCCGGGUCAACAUAGCGCCAUGGCCCCGUUGAAGAAUCGCCGGCAGAUAUCCUCGCAGGAUAUCACCAAGAACAUGACGCUGUACACCAACAACAAGACCCCUGUGGAGGUGGAUCCCAAGACUUUGGCCUUCAAGAAGCCAACGGGCAACCCACUGGUUCUGAUGAUGGCCUGGCUAAUGGCCAAGCAGAAGCACCUGAAGAAGUACGCCCAGAUCUACACGGAGAUGGGCUUCGAUGUGAUGGUGGUGCACAUCACACCCUGGCAGCUAUUGUGGCCUGUUAAAGGAACUCAGGUGGUUGCUGCAGAGACUCUUCGUUUUCUGGAAAACAACCAGUCCUACGAGCCGAUCGUAAUGCAUGGCUUUUCUGUGGGCGCCUACCAGCUGGGCGAGAUCAUGUUGCAGAUGUCUCGCGACAUGGAUAGAUACGGACCCAUCUUGGACCGCUUUGUCUGUCAGGUUUGGGAUAGUGCCGCCGACAUCACCGAGAUUCCGGUGGGUGUGCCCAAGUCGAUUUUCCCCAAGAACGAACGCAUGCAGAGUGCUCUGAGGAACUACACCCUGUACCACCUGAAGACAUUCCACAACCAGGCCACUAUCCACUACAUGCGCUCCAGUCAGAUGUUCCACUCGACCCUGGUGAAGGCUCCGGCGCUGUUCUUUGUCUCGGACAACGAUCCGAUCGGUCCGCCAUCCUCCAACCGUGCUGUCAGCGACAAUUGGGAGCGUGCCAACAUCAAGGUAACGUUCAAGCAAUGGGAACGCUCCCAGCACGCUGCCCACUACAUGCGCCACCGCGAAGAGUAUCUGCAGAUGCUUUUCCAGCAUUUGGAAGCCUGCGGCGUUCUGGAGGCCAUCGGCGUGCCCAAGCGCGCCAAGUUGUAGACUCCCCUAGGCGAGGAGCCGCUGAAUUUGGUGAUAUAAAUUUAUUCAAGAAUCAAUGCGAUUAUGAUUUUAUCCUAGCUGCUAAGACCUAAAAGUUUAACGAAAAAAUGUCCUCUACGUAUGAGUAAAUGAU
Messenger RNA from Drosophila bipectinata, 1478 nucleotides. Its product is annotated as lethal (2) k09913. The record is from RefSeq and is a predicted model, not a curated record. Lineage: Eukaryota; Metazoa; Arthropoda; Insecta; Diptera; Drosophilidae. Gene Ontology annotation, molecular function: serine hydrolase activity.